Messenger RNA from Macrosteles quadrilineatus (aster leafhopper), 5669 nucleotides. Its product is annotated as monocarboxylate transporter 12-B-like. Bases 268 to 1746 code for a protein of 492 amino acids. Gene Ontology annotation, molecular function: monocarboxylic acid transmembrane transporter activity. Lineage: Eukaryota; Metazoa; Arthropoda; Insecta; Hemiptera; Cicadellidae. The record is from RefSeq and is a predicted model, not a curated record. The transcript is spliced from 10 exons. Gene Ontology annotation, biological process: monocarboxylic acid transport; transmembrane transport.
CACCACACCAUUUAAAAAAGUUGAAAGAAAGAGCAAGGAGAAGGAAGGGCCGUAAAAUAGGCCUAAGCCUAAAUGAAUUUUUAUCAUUUUAUCUAUUCAACCAACAGAGAUAGACUGACAGUUAGUUGUGUAUUAUAAUCAUCAGUUUUUGUUGUGAAAAUGCGCUGAAUCUACUUCUUGCCUAAGUUUUUUGUACAUUUGUGGCUUCUGUUUCGAAAACCGAAAACAAAGAAAUAGGCUAUCUGCAAUUUGUGAGAGGGUGGUGCGAUGGCGGGGCAGGUCAAGAAGGUGGCCCCGGACGGGGGCUGGGGCUGGAUGGUAGUGCUUGCCAUAUCCAUCAACAAUCUUAUAACAAUCCCGAUUCUACAAAACUUUGGAUUGCUGUACAGAGAUGUGUUUAGCUCUUCAGCAUUAAACAUGAGAGAUGCUAGCAUCAUCAUUAACACAAACUCUGCAUUUGGAUAUGUUCUUGGGGUGCUGAAUGGGCCGAUUCUUCGCAACCUCGGGUUCAGGAAGGUGGCUGUGACUGGAGGUUUGAUGAUGUUUGUGGGUCUGUUUGUCACAAGCUUUGCUAAAAGCUUUGUUCUUCUCUUUCUCUUCUACGGACUUAUAAACUCAUUGGGUAUCGGUUGGUCAAUGGCAUCGUUUCACCUGGCCCUGUCCACCUACUUUGUCAAGCGGAGAGGUAUGGCUAUGGGCAUCGCCAUGACUAUCACUGGCCUAGGACCUGUGGUCAUGCCUCUCGUCAUCAGUCUACUCAUGGAGAACUACGGAGCUCGAGGUGCGACUCUGCUGCUCUCUGGACUAGUGCUGCAUUGUGUCGUCUGCGGACUGCUGCUGCAGCCAGUCAAGUGGCAUCGCAAAACUUUGACAGAAGAAGAAAAGAUAACUAAAGAGGCUGAAUCAAUGCUGAAAGAAUCUACUGACUCUGAUGCAAGAAGAAACAGUCAGACGUUUGUGGAGAUAGAUAUUGUACGGAAUGGAGAAGUGAAGGAGAUCGAGAUGAAGGAUUUCUCUGCUCCAACUGAGCAAAAGGAAAAUCUUCUAGAGGAGAAACGUGAAGAGAAAUUGAAGAAGAAAAAUGAUGAAGGAGAGCGUUGGUACCAGUUUGUGGCCCGGCAGCUAGACCUGGACCUAUUGCGUGAUCCUGCGUUCCUGUCCAUGUGUGUGGGUAUGUCUGUAGCUCUAGCGUCUGACAUGAGCUUCUCGCUACUACUGCCUUUCAUCCUGAGAGACUUUGACUACGACAUCAACACCACGGCCCAGCUUCAGUCUGUGGUGGGCGCUGCUGACUUAUUGUCCAGGUUCAUCACUCCGUUCAUCUUGAGUAAGGUUGGACUCUCGGCACGGAUUGCCUACUUGCUGAGCCUUAUUGGACUCAUCUGCAGCAGGUUUUGUUUGACGCUGACUUCAGAGUUGUACAGAGUGUGUGUAGUGGUUGCACUGUUUGGAGCAUCUAAGGGAGUGAGGUCAGUGUUCAUGCCACUGGUCAUCCCCAACUACGUCCCUCUAGACAAGCUACCCUCAGCUCAGGGGCUACAAAACGUCAUGCACGGACUGUUCCUCAUGAUGCUGGGACCUGUCAUAGGUUAUGUGAGAGACAAGACUGGAAACUACACUCUGUGCAUCCACAUCAUGAACAGUCUCACAGCACUGACUAUACUUCUGUGGACUGUGGAGUUUGUGUACAUGAGGUCCAAGAACAAGAAGAACACAUUCAAAGAUGUCGCCGACAUGGAAAGAUAGUCCAUAUUAAUUAUUAUGAGAAUAUUAAUUUCUAUGCAAAAAUGUGCUUAACUGAAAUGCAGAUACUCAUUAAGUACUCUUUAUGUACACUGGAGUAUCAGCAUAAGCUGGACACGUCCUAUGCUUAUGGAAAGUAUUAGAAUAGAUAAAAUUGUGGUUUAAGAUAGUUCCUUGAAUAAGGAUUUGAAAGUAAAGGUUUGAAUUGGAGUAAAUCACAGUUCUUGUGAUAGUUUAGGUCAAAGUAAAGAGACCUAGACAUACAUUUUUCAAUGGCAACUAAAGAGCCUUAUGUUACUUAGAACUUUUUAUCUCCUAAAACCAAUUGUUUCUGGAGCUGAGUUGUUCAAUAUCUCUUAUGGGUUUACUAAAAAUCGUACAUCUUCCACCAAUGUUCAUAAAAAUACAAUAAAACGUCAGUUUAACUUGUCUGCGUGAUGUAUUAAAAAUGUAAAAUGUAGUUAUAACAAGAUUUUUUGAUUUCAGAGAGUUUAUAGUUGUUGAGUUAAGGUUAAUGUUUAACCAUAUCAGCUAUUUUUUACCUAAAACUUCAACCAAUUUACCAAAUAAUGAAAUAAUACUUAAUGCUUUUGAUAAUUGGAAUACUUACAUAGGAAGUACUGGAUAAUCAAGUGGUUAUAGAGCUUGCCUAGCAACAAAAGGUUGCCAAUUCGAUCCUGAGAUACUUAAGUAGCAUUUGAUAGUUAAAAACUGCCUAGCUGUCCACGAUUGUCGGCUUCUUUUAAAUUAUCCUGGUCAUAAAAAAAAGGUGAUCUGGGUCAGCAACAAAACUACACAGAUCAUCCCAAACCAUUGUACACCCACUCUGCUGAUAUGGGUCAGCAACAACACUACACAGAUCGUCCGAAACCAUUGUACACCCCUCUGCUGAUCUGGGUCAGCAACAAAACUACACAGAUCAUCCCAAACCAUUGUACAGCCACUCUGCUGAUCUGGGUCAGCAACAAACCACACAGAUCAUUCCAAACCAUUGUACACCAACUCUGCUGAUCUGGGUCAGCAACAAAACUACACAGAUCAUCCCAAACCAUUGUACACCCACUCUGCUGAUCUCGGUCAGCAACAAAACUACACAGAUCAUCCCAAACCAUUGUACACCCACUCAGCUGAUCUGGGUCAGCAACAAAACCACACAGAUCAUCCCAAACCAUUGUACACCAACUCUGCUGAUCUGUGUCAGCAACAAAACUACACAGAUCAUCCCAAACCAUUGUACAGCCACUCAGCUGAUCUGGGUCAGCAACAAAACCACACAGAUCAUCCCAAACCAUUGUACACCCACUCUGCUGAUCUGUGUCAGCAACAAAACUACACAGAUCAUCCCAAACCAUUGUACAGCCACUCUGCUGAUCUGGGUCAGCAACAAACCACACAGAUCAUCCCAAACCAUUGUACACCAACUCUGCUGAUCUGUGUCAGCAACAAAACUACACAGAUCAUCCCAAACCAUUGUACAGCCACUCUGCUGAUCUGGGUCAGCAACAAACCACACAGAUCAUCCCAAACCAUUGUACACCCACUCUGCUGAUCUGUGUCAGCAACAAAACCACAGAGAUCAUCCCAAACCAUUGUACACCCACUCUGCUGAUCUGUGUCAGCAACAAAACCACACAGAUCAUCCCAAACCAUUGUACACCCACUCAGCUGAUCUGGGUCAGCAACAAAACCACACAGAUCAUCCCAAACCAUUGUACACCAACUCUGCUGAUCUGUGUCAGCAACAAAACUACACAGAUCAUCCCAAACCAUUGUACAGCCACUCAGCUGAUCUGGGUCAGCAACAAACCACACAGAUCAUCCCAAACCAUUGUACAGCCACUCUGCUGAUCUGGGUCAGCAACAAACCACACAGAUCAUCCCAAACCAUUGUACAGCCACUCUGCUGAUCUGGGUCAGCAACAAACCACACAGAUCAUCCCAAACCAUUGUACACCCACUCUGCUGAUCUGUGUCAGCAACAAAACUACACAGAUCAUCCCAAACCAUUGUACAGCCACUCUGCUGAUCUGGGUCAGCAACAAACCACACAGAUCAUCCCAAACCAUUGUACACCCACUCUGCUGAUCUGGGUCAGCAACAAAACCACACAGAUCAUCCCAAACCAUUGUACACCCACUCUGCUGAUCUGUGUCAGCAACAAAACUACACAGAUCAUCCCAAACCAUUGUACAGCCACUCUGCUGAUCUGGGUCAGCAACAAACCACACAGAUCAUCCCACACCAUUGUACACCCACUCUGCUGAUCUGGGUCAGCAACAAAACCACACAGAUCAUCCCAAACCAUUGUACACCCACUCUGCUGAUCUGUGUCAGCAACAAAACUACACAGAUCAUCCCAAACCAUUGUACACCCACUCUGCUGAUCUGUGUCAGCAACAAAACUACACAGAUCAUCCCAAACCAUUGUACACCCACUCUGCUGAUCUGGGUCAGCAACAAAACUACACAGAUUAUUCCAAACAAUUGUACACCCACUCUGCAUUCUUAUUCAGUUCAGCGAAACUAAAAGUUGAUGUUACAGUGACGUAGCCAGGAUUUCAAAAUAGGGGGGGUCAACCGACCGGAGGGUCUGGGGAGUAUUCCAUACUUCCCAGGUAAAAGGGGGGUCCGGGAAAAAUUUUAAAAAUAUAGGCCCUAAAACGGUCUUUUUUAGCUCUCUUGGCAUUGAAAAUAAUCAACCCCAACGUCAAUACAGUAUGAUUAUAUAAUUUUACAUUUAAUUUAACAAGAAAAUAUUAUAUUUAAGACCGGAAGCGGGGGGUCCGGACCCCUAGGACCCCCCCCCCCUUUGGCUACGUCACUGGUUAAGUGAUGUUUGAUGCUCAAACUAAAUGCUCAAAAUACUCUUUCACAAUUGAUCAAUUAUUUGUAAUUUUAUACUUAUCCAUUUUAUACAUCAUAAAAUGUCUGGAUGUUUUUAAAUCAUCCUCACAAAGAAUAUUUUGUUUGUAAUUGUAAAUGUGUACUGUAGGCGUUAGUUAUUACUAAGCAAGCAAGUAUAUAUUUUGUAUUAUUCAUUCAGAGUUUAUAUUUCAAAUCAUUUGUUAACUAGUAUAGCAUUGUAAACUGUAACCCUAAGCAAGCAAGUAUAUAUUUUUGAUUACUCGUUCAUAGUUUAUAUUUCAAAUCAUCCGUUAACUAAUAUAGCACUGUAAACUGUAACCGAUUUCAUAACAAUCGUUAUUGCAGUAGAGUUAUCUUAAUCUAAAAACCGCUUCUAAAUGUUCUGGUCAAUCAAAAUGCAUUCAGAAGUUAAAUGUUGUUAGAAUUUGGUCUUCUUGUUCUUAAAUAAAAGAAGAGAUCUUAAGAGGUAAAACGAAAAAAAUAUUGUCCAAGAUUCAGCCUCUAAUUGACAACUACACACAGAAAUACGGUACUAUAUAAAGUACACUUAAUUCACAAAUGAAAUGACUCUUGAUGGAGACAAUGCUGUACAAUUGGUGAGCCAACUGUGUUUAUUUUUAGUGUAUCCAUGGCCUUGUCCUUGGAAAUGGUUCUUGGACCUAAUUUGUUGUUACUAGUGAAAUACAAUUUUGUUAACAUAGCAAUAUUCCCAGUAUCCCACUAAAAACUGUUUGCUUUUGAAAAAGUUCUGAUCACAAUUCGUUUGGAUUAAGAUACUCUAAAGCAAUUGCAUAUUUUAUCGCGUACUUAUUUCUAGAAUGAUAAGUGAUGAUGAUGUGUUAGUUUUAAAUUUAAUCAUCCAAAACAAUUGUCUAACAAUAUAUCCAUUUAAAAAAAGAGAAUUUAUUUACAGUUAUUUGUCUUGUUGUAUUAGCACAAAUGUGUAAUUAUUUGCGCUCAUUGUUACUUUAGGUUAAUGUAAUCGUAUUCACCAUUCAGUUAAUUUGUGUGUUUUAUACCUAAUGUUUUAGAUAUAAAUAAAUAAAACUUUACCAAAAUUU